CCAUGUGUCUUGCCAAUAUUGUGGCAGGAAACGCAGUGAUGUCUCUGCAAGAAACUCACCUGCUUUUCAUGCUACUACCCUGACAGGAAACGCAGUCAUGUCUUGGAAAAAACAGUCGCUUUUCAUUCCAAUAUCCCAGCACAAAACAAAGCGAUGUCUUGGGGAAAAAACAAUCACCUUUUGUGGCACUAUCCCAACCGGAAAUGCAGUGAUGUCUCUGAAAAAACAACUGCUUUUUGCUCCAAUAUUGUGGCAGGAAACACAGUGAUGUCUCUGAAAAAACUAUCACUUUACGGGCCAAUAUCCCAGCAGGAAACGCAGCAGUGCCUUGGAAAAAACAGCCGCUUUUCAUGCCAAUAUCUCUGCAGGAAAUGCAGUAAUGUCUCUGAAAAAGCCACCACUUUUUGUGCCACUACUGGCAGGAAACGCAGCGGUGUCGCAGAAAACACAGGCGCUUCUUCUGCCACUAUCCCACCAGCACAAGCGGCAAUGUCUCUGAAAAAUAACUGCUUUUCAUGGCACUAUUUUGGCAGGAAACACUGCAAUGUCUCAAAAAGAGCAAAAAAAAACAACACUUUUGUGCCAAUAUCCCAGCAGGUAAAUGAACAACUGCUUUUCGUGACACGCAACAGUCAUUUCUGACUCGAUUUUGUGAUUUUAUUGUUUGGCAGAUGUCUUGCAUACAGUCGGUCACACCAUCCAUCAUCCCCUCCUGCUCACAAAGUCAUGUCAUACACUAUGUCAAAUGCAUAGUAUUCAUGGUUUGCAGAAACACUCAAUGCCAACAUUUCCUUCUGGUGACAGGGCUGAGAUGGCCGACCUUAAAAUCACCACUUUAGAAACGUCUUCAUAGAUGUGAGCGUGAUGGUUCACAAAAAAGACAUGAGUCACCAAUCAAGGCUUCGAGGUUUUCAACUGCAUCACACAGUCUUUAUCGAGUUGCUCAUCAUGUCAUCAUGGAGCUACAGAUGUUCUCUAAUGUUGACAUCACAAAAUAAUAUCAUAAGCCGAUAACACGUAGACAUUAUAUUCAUCUGUUGUGUCCUGCAUGAGUGAGUGCAUGUUUAAAAGCUUCCACAUGUUGUCUUUAAUUUAUAGCAGUCUAAAAAUAAUCUGACCUGCCCACUCUGGUCACACCACUGCCUCCACCUUCCUGCCCCGGCCUGGGUCAUGUUUGGCGUUAAUUUUAAAAGGCAGAUGGAGGACAGGGCUCAGCACACACCUCUGGUCUCAGCCCGAGAGCCGGCUCGUCCUCUGACACUCAGGCCGCGCCGCUGACAGGAGAGAGGACGCAGAGAGGAGAUUUCAGUCACAAUGGCCGAGCGCUACGACUGUAUAGAGUGUCAGGAGUCCUUGUACGGGCAAAAGUACAUCCUGAAGGAGGACAACCCGUACUGCAUCAAGUGCUAUGAGGCUCUUUUCUCCAACAACUGCGAAGUGUGCCAGAAGAUCAUCAGCUGCACCAGCAAGGAUCUGUCGUACAAGGACCGCCACUGGCACAGCGACUGCUUCCUGUGCAUCAAGUGCAGCCGAUCUCUGGUGGAUCGGCCUUUUGCCACCAAGGAUGAGAUGCCGAUGUGCAUCGAGUGCUACAGCAACGAGUACUCUUCAAAGUGCCAUGCAUGCCUGAAGACUAUCAUGCCAGGCUCCAAAAAGAUGGAGCAUAAGGGCAACAGUUGGCAUGAGAAUUGCUUCACCUGCAACCGUUGCCAGCAGCCCAUGGGCACCAAGAGCUUCAUCCAGAAGGAAGCCAACAACUACUGCCUGCCCUGCUACGAGAAGCAGUUUGCCAUGCAGUGCGUCCACUGCAAGAAGCCCAUCACCACUGGAGGAGUGAACUACCGCGACCAGCCCUGGCACAAGGAGUGCUUCGUCUGCAUCGGCUGCAAGCAGCAGCUGGCCGGUCAGCGGUUCACCUCUCGGGACGACUUCGCCUACUGCCUGAACUGCUUCUGCAACCUGUUUGCUAAGAAAUGUGCUUACUGCACCACCCCCAUCAGCGGUCUCGGCGGCAGCAAGUACAUCUCGUUCGAGCAGCGGCAGUGGCACAACGACUGCUUCAACUGCAAACGCUGCUGCGUGUCUCUGGUGGGUCGAGGCUUCCUGACGUGCAAAGACGACAUCCUCUGCCCCGACUGCGUCAAAGACUACUGAGCGACCUCCGAGGAGUCCGUCCGAGUUGGCGGCCAGUCAGAGAGCACUGGCGGGAUCCUGCUAACCUUUCAUUUAUCAGCGUCUCACACAUUAAUCUGCUGCCACUGCUGUGGUGUUUCUGCAUGCGCUGAUGAUACUGUGUUUUAUGAAAAUGAGUUCAUUCCAGGAUGCAGUUUGUUUCUGUUUUGCUGAAUGUAUUACUCCUCUGAGAAAAAAUGUGGAACGCAAAGACAGAAAUCCUACAAAAAUCUAAUGAGUAAAUCUAAUUUGUGGAGUGAAACUAUCUGUGUGUGGCAUCACAAUAACUGUGUUAGACUUAUUAGAGCAUAUUAAUAGCAUGUUGUUUUCAUGAGUGGCACUUUGAUGGCAAUUAUUCUUAACAGAGUUAAUAUAAUAUUACUAAUGCUGUUUAUUCUAAUUACAUGUUUGACGUUUGAUUCGGAUUAUAUGUGUUAAGCAUAAUAAAGAUUGUGUGGAUUUGAUGAA
Epinephelus fuscoguttatus (brown-marbled grouper) is the source of this 2640-nucleotide messenger RNA. Its product is annotated as four and a half LIM domains protein 2-like. Gene Ontology annotation, molecular function: transcription coregulator activity. The coding region runs from base 1315 to 2154 and encodes 279 amino acids. Lineage: Eukaryota; Metazoa; Chordata; Actinopteri; Perciformes; Serranidae. Gene Ontology annotation, cellular component: Z disc; nucleus. The record is from RefSeq and is a predicted model, not a curated record. The transcript is spliced from 6 exons.